This is a messenger RNA of Gigantopelta aegis, 2482 nucleotides long. RefSeq lists its product as uncharacterized. Lineage: Eukaryota; Metazoa; Mollusca; Gastropoda; Neomphalida; Peltospiridae. Gene Ontology annotation, biological process: regulation of transcription by RNA polymerase II. The transcript has 9 exons. Gene Ontology annotation, cellular component: transcription regulator complex; nucleus. Bases 133 to 1989 code for a protein of 618 amino acids. The record is from RefSeq and is a predicted model, not a curated record. Gene Ontology annotation, molecular function: DNA-binding transcription factor activity, RNA polymerase II-specific; RNA polymerase II cis-regulatory region sequence-specific DNA binding.
CAGACGUAAUCCAUGUUGACGACUGUUAAUUGAUCAUUGAUUACAAAUCUGUUUGUAAUUUUUUUAACGGUUAUUUGAUCUUAUUUGAUUUUGUUUUUGAUGUUUACGUUUGAAAUUUAAAAAAAAAAAAAAAUGGACAGCAACUCUUCAACUGAUGCUGGCUUUUCAAAAGCACUUGUAACAUUGAAGUUUUUCCAAGGGAAAUAUUCCGAAGUGUUCAGAUUACUAGAAGAAGGUAAGUUCCCAGACAAGAGUGGACUCCUGGAGAUCUGGGACCAGGCUCACUACAAGGAAUACGAGCAUAAACUGGGACGGCAGCUCACAGCUCUGCUGAGAUUUAGAAUUCGCAAAAGAUUUCCUCCUCCGCCACACAUUUGUCCAAACGGAGAGCGCCCCACAGCGAGGCUGGGCGAGGCGGCAUCCCGUCUGCUCAAGUCGUGGUUCAUUGAACACCAGCAGCAUCCAUAUCCCUCGAAGCGGGAGAAGGAAAGUCUUGCAACGGUUUCGGGUCUGUCAUUGAGUCAGGUGAAAACGUGGUUCGCCAACACUAGAAGACGAACACGGCUGAAGAAUACCGUAACACCUAGCCAAACUGGGAAUCCCAAAAGAUUGGAGACUGAUGGAGAAAUGCAGGAAAGUGGAAAACAACCACUGCUACACCCUGUACUAUUACAACCGGAGUACACUGACGUCUCUGAUGAUGACGGGGCUCAAGCUGUCGGUCCACCCAAUAUGCUGGUACCAAAGUUGGAACCCGUACCACUAGACAUGCGCCGUCCUCAGUUGUCCCCGGAGUUUGGCAGAAUGAUGAGUCUGGAAGUGAGUAACAACACGAUGAAAGGCUGGCACAAACCACAGCAGCAUUUACAGAGCUUCACAGGGCCCGAACCGCUACAUUACAGUCAGUGCAUCUCAAGCAUCGCGACAUACGUGAACCACACUGCCGGCGCCAUACCAAACGCCGCAAACUGUCCAGAUGUUGCAAAUCUUGGUCUGCCUUUCUCCAUCUCCCAUGGUGCAGUGGAACAGAGUACGAGUCCGGCUUUCAUUUGGUCCAAUCACAUGGACCCCAAAUAUUGGCCGACCAUGUCUCCAGCACCCCACUGUUCAUCUUCCUACAGAUGGCCUCGUAUGUCGCUACCAGAAAGACCACCGGUUAUAUCUUCACCUGCAAGGGAUGGUGGACUAUCACGUCUUCCUUCCCUGUCACCUCAGAUCUUCGGCUGGUCGCAGUAUACCAGGCCAGACAUCGAUCCGGCUUCGCGUGGCUACUGCUUAAACAGUCGACCCGCCGUCACUCAGAGACCCCCGCCAUUGUCGUGUACCACAGAUGGGAAUCCAGCACCAUACGACACCAAACAUCAACCCUGGUUACCCAGCUUCAUCUUGCCGCCAUCAUCUGCGACGGCAGCAGUGUCCUGUGGUUUGACAUCGUCUUGUGGGACUGUGUCUACUCAUGCGUUUCGACAGUCGUGCAUGAACGAGUCGCCGGUUGAAAUGAUGACGCAGGCUUCCUCGGACAGUUUGUCGCAUGUGGUUUCUCCAUCAUCUUCCUGUCCAAUAAUGGGCAGAGACUUGACAGCGUCUCAAAGUCUUCGGCUUGGAUAUCAGGAAUUGGUAAACAGAAACAGAAGAUUGGCCAUGGAAGAGAGAGUCAUCCCUAGCUCGGCUGUAAGUGGUUACAAGGUGGACAAUAUCAUUCACUGGAGUCCUCCUGUCAUCACGGACCAGUCCAAGAACAGUCCUCUUCCCCCAGCAGCCCACUGCUGGCUCCAACCACCAGAAUGCACAGUCCAGAAAGGCAGUUGUCUACAACGAUCUGAUUACACGGAAAAAAUACCACAUGUCAAAUCCGAACAAUACUCUGAAGGCAUGCAGGAAAUUGCACAGGUUUUGCUUAACCUUUCAAGUAACAAGACUUCGAAGUCUGUAUCCAUGACGAACGUUGCACCUGGAAACACUCCACCCGACAAUCUACACACAGACUAAGCCCUGAACUUUGUUAAUGAACAGGAAUAUUAUAGUUCGUCUCACGGGGAACGCCUUUUUCGAAAAUAUGGAAUAUACUAUAAGUUAUUUAUUUCUGAGCCGAUUGAUUUGUAAAUUUCACACAAGAAUAGUAUUUUUUUGUCAUUUCCAAAACAAUUUCACUUUUCUUCUUACUUUAAACCAAACAGAAAUCAUUUACAAAACAAACAUUUUUUAUGGAAGGAUGGGACGGACCAUAGUCAAUUAGGUGGAGAUUAAUAAGAAGAAACUUCUUUAAAAUGCCCAUAAGAACCAGCUGGUGUUGGGAGGAGCUAUUUCAGGACAAAAAUGUAUGAUUGCUUUUGUCCUACUCUUAUAUUCAUUAAUUUGAAUUAAUUUUCUUGCUUAUAUCCAGUUAAGGUUCAAACACGCUGUCCUGGGCACACACCUCAGCUAUCUGGGCUGUCUAACCAGGACAGAGGGUUAGUUGUUAGUGGUUUGUGAGAAAGAAGAG